Messenger RNA from Acanthosepion pharaonis, 2088 nucleotides. Lineage: Eukaryota; Metazoa; Mollusca; Cephalopoda; Sepiida; Sepiidae. The record is from the annotation of a GenBank genome assembly.
AUGUCAGGCAGUCCUUCUAACGACGAUGAGGGUUAUUUGAAAAUUUUACAGACAAGUCAUUUUUACUUUUUUUUUUAUUUUUUUUUUUUUUUUAUUUCUUUCCGUUUCCUUUCUUUCUUUUACCUUCUUUUUGUUUGCUUCUUUCUUUUCCUUCCCUCUUUAUUUCUUUUUCUUUCUUUUCCUUUUCUUUCUUAUUUUCUUUCUUUUCCUUUCUUUCUUUCUUUCUUUUUUUCUUUCUUUUCCUUUUUCUUCUUUUUUUCUUUCUUUCUUUCUUUCUUUUUCUUUUCUUUUUUUCUUUUUCUUUCUUUUCCUUUCUUCCUUCUUUUCUUUCUUUUCUUUCUUUCUUUCUUUCUUUCUUUCUUUCUUUUCCUUUCUUUCUUUCUUUUUCUUUUCUUUCUUUCUUUCUUUCUUUCCUUUCUUUAUUUCUUUCUUUCUUUAUUUCUUUCUUUAUUUCUUUUUCUUUUUUCUUUUCUUUUUCCUUUCUUUCUUUUUCUUUUUUCUUUCUUUCUUUCUUUUUCUUUUCUUUCUUUUUCUUUUUUUCUUUCUUUCUUUCUUUUUUCUUUCUUUUCUUUCUUUUUUCUUUAUUUCUUUCUUUUUCUUUCUUUCUUUUCCUUUCUUUCUUUCUUUCUUUUUUUUUUUUUCUUUCUUUUUCUUUAUUUCUUUCUUUUUCUUUUCUUUAUUUCUUUCUUUCUUUUCUUUCUUUUUCUUUUUUCUUUCUUUCUUUCUUUUUUCUUUCUUUCUUUUUCUUUUCUUUCUUUUAUUUCUUUUUCUUUCUUUCUUUCUUUUUUCUUUCUUUUUUCCUUUUCUUUCAUUCUUUUCUUUCUUUCUUUUCCUUUCUUUCUUUUUUCUUUUUUCUUUUCUUUCUUUUUUCUUUUCUUUCUCUUUCUUUCUUUCUUUCUUUCUUUUUUCUUUUCUUUCUUUCUUUCUUUUUUCUUUUCUUUCUUUCUUUCUUUUUUCUUUUCUUUCUUUUCUUUCUUUUCUUUCUUUCUUUCUUUCUUUCUUUCUUUCUUUUCUUUUCUUUCUUUUCUUUCUUUUCUUUCUUUCUUUCUUUCUUUCUUUUCUUUCUUUCUUUUUAUUUCUUUUCUUUCUUUCUUUCUUUCUUUCUUUCUUUUUCUUUUCCUUUUCUUUCUUUUCCUUUCUUUCAAUUAUUUUCUUUCUUCCUUUCUUUCUUUUCCUUUCUUUCUUUCUUUCUUUCUUUUCUUCUUUCUUUUCCUUUCUUUCUUUCAUUCAACUUUCGUUCUUCUUUUUUCUUUCUUUCUUUCCUUUUUUCUUUCUUUUUUUUUCGUUUUCAUUUUUUUUUCUUUCAUUUUUCUUUUCUUUUCUUUCUUUCACCUUUUUUCAAAUACAUUUUCUUUUCUUUCUUUCUCCCUUCUUUUUUUUUUUUCCUUUCUUUUAUUUCUUUUUCCAUUUCUUUUUUUUUUUUUUUUGUUUUUUCCUAUUUCUUUUUUUUUUUUUAUAUUUCAUUCGUCAACUCUUUUUCUUAUUUCUUCACAUUCAUUUCUUUCUUUCAUUCCUUAUUUCUUUUCCCCAUCCACCCAUUUCUUUCUCUCUGUCUUUCUCUCUGUCUUUCUUUCUUUCUUUCUUUCUUUCUUUCUUUCUUUCUUUUUUCUUCCCAUUCAUUCAUCUCUUUCAUUCUUUAUUUCUUGUCUUUUUCCCAUCUACCCAUUUCUUUCUUUCUCUCUGUCUUUCAUUCUCUGUUUCUUUCAUUCAUUCGUUCUUUCUUUCUUUCUUUCUUUUUUUCUUUCUUUCUUUCUUUCUUUCUUCAGGUACAUUUCUUUUCUUUUUUUCACCCUUUUUUUCUUUCCUUUUUCUCCCGGCCUUUUCGUUUACUAUUCUUUAUUCUUCCUUUCUUUUUUUCCUUGCCUUCUUAUUGAUUUCGACACUAUAGUGGACCACAGACUUCAGAAUCUAACCCACUAUCACUUACUAAGACCAACCUCUAUUAACAAUCACUCUACGACAAGCGCCUGUUGUUCAAUUGCUGCUUCUAUCCUCCUCGUUCUUUUCUUUUCUUUUUUUUUCUUAUUCUUCUUCAUUCUUUCCGUCUUUGUCUUCUCCCUUUUGUUCAUCUUUACUUUCUUCAUCUGA